AUGGAUCUGCCCUAUUACCACGGCCCUCUGUCCAAGAGAGACUGUGAGACCCUGCUGCUGGAGGACGGGAUAGACGGCAACUUCCUGAUAAGGGACAGCGAGUCCAUGCCUGGAGUUCUGUGCCUCUGUGUCUCGUUUAAAAAUUUCGUCUACACAUACCGAAUCUUCAAAGAGAGACAUGGGUUUUACAAUAUACAGACCGUAGAAGGUGCUCCCAAACAGAUCUUCUCAAACCUAAAGGAAUUGAUCUCCACAUUUGAGAAACCAAAUCAAGGGCUGGUGGUUCACCUUGGACAUCCGAUAAAGCAAGCCAGCUUCUGCCCGAGACGGAGACGAUCACAGAUAAAGCUGGAUGGUGUUUACGAGAACAGUAACAGCGACUAUGUGGAGGUCUUGCCUUGA
Molecule: messenger RNA, 402 nt
Organism: Odobenus rosmarus divergens (Pacific walrus)
Lineage: Eukaryota; Metazoa; Chordata; Mammalia; Carnivora; Odobenidae
Gene: SH2D1B
Product: SH2 domain containing 1B
Exons: 4
Coding region: 1-402 (133 amino acids)
Source: RefSeq, a predicted model, not a curated record